Ipomoea nil (Japanese morning glory) is the source of this 549-nucleotide messenger RNA. RefSeq lists its product as uncharacterized. The coding region runs from base 1 to 549 and encodes 182 amino acids. The record is from RefSeq and is a predicted model, not a curated record. Gene Ontology annotation, cellular component: membrane. Lineage: Eukaryota; Viridiplantae; Streptophyta; Magnoliopsida; Solanales; Convolvulaceae. The transcript has 2 exons. Gene Ontology annotation, biological process: transmembrane transport. Gene Ontology annotation, molecular function: transmembrane transporter activity.
AUGGACCGCCGAAUCGGGAAGUCGUUCGAGAUUCCAGCGACAUCAUUGACCGCCUUCUUCAUCAGGUGCAUCCUGUUGAUCGUCUCGUUUUACUGCCAUGUUUUCGUGCCCAUUUGCUGGCAAGUCUUGAAGAACCCACAGCGUCUACCUCCGUUGCAACAAAUCGCCAUCGGCCUAGUGUUCUUCAUCUCAUCUAUGAACGCCGCUACUGAUAAGCCAGACAUCUCUCAUGUUGUCCAACAACUGAGUCAAUUUGUUGACAAGCCCACAAGUACUCAUCUCAUUGCAGCACAUAGAGUGCUCAGAUAUCUCAAAGGAUCUCCAGGGAAAGGACUGUUUUAUCACAGCAAAUCUCAGUUCAAAAUACAAGGAAUUUCUUACUCUGAUUCGGCAAAUUGUGUAAAGUCUAGGAAAUCAGUCACUGGUUAUUGCAUCUAUCUUGGAAGUAAUCUGAUUUCAUGGAAGACCAAGAAGCAAGCCACUGUGUCAAAGUCCUCUUCUGAAGCUGAAUAUAGAGCUUUAGCCUCGACUGUGUGUGAGAUCCAAUAG